GCAGCGAUGGCGCGCACGAAGCAGACGGCGCGGAAGUCGACGGGCGGCAAGGCGCCCCGCAAGCAGCUGGCCACCAAGGCUGCCCGCAAGAGCGCGCCGGCCACGGGCGGCGUCAAGAAGCCGCACCGCUACCGGCCCGGCACGGUGGCGCUGCGCGAGAUCCGGCGCUACCAGAAGUCCACGGAGCUGCUGAUCCGCAAGCUGCCCUUCCAGCGCCUGGUGCGCGAGAUCGCGCAGGACUUCAAGACCGACCUGCGCUUCCAGAGCUCGGCCGUCAUGGCGCUGCAGGAGGCCAGCGAGGCCUACCUGGUGGGGCUCUUCGAGGACACCAACCUGUGUGCCAUCCACGCCAAGCGCGUCACCAUCAUGCCCAAGGACAUCCAGCUGGCCCGCCGCAUCCGCGGCGAGCGCGCCUGAGUCUCCUGCUGUAGUUCACGCAGACCCAAAGGCUCUUUUAAGAGCCACUA
This is a messenger RNA of Vidua chalybeata, 467 nucleotides long. RefSeq names its product histone H3. The record is from RefSeq and is a predicted model, not a curated record. The transcript has a single exon. Gene Ontology annotation, cellular component: nucleosome. Lineage: Eukaryota; Metazoa; Chordata; Aves; Passeriformes; Viduidae. Gene Ontology annotation, molecular function: protein heterodimerization activity; structural constituent of chromatin; DNA binding. Bases 7 to 417 code for a protein of 136 amino acids.